Molecule: messenger RNA, 980 nt
Organism: Populus trichocarpa (black cottonwood)
Lineage: Eukaryota; Viridiplantae; Streptophyta; Magnoliopsida; Malpighiales; Salicaceae
Exons: 3
Coding region: 407-763 (118 amino acids)
Source: RefSeq, a predicted model, not a curated record
AUUGAUUAGAUGCUAGACAAAACGCAUUAUGUUUUUCACAGUAGUUUCAUUAUACCUAGGUGAAAAUUAUGAUCCGACCAGAAGGAUAUUCUUAACUAGAAUCGGAUGUUACAAGUGCUAAAUUAAUUCGAAACGAUCAAAUCGCGUAAUCUUGUCAUGCAAAUAUUGAAAUGAAUCGAGGGAUACCCGGCGAUGCCCAAAAGCUUAAUAUUGACAAAUCGUGCGAAAUUGAUUAUAUCUUGCACUCACCAUCAAACUUGUGCCCGAAGUUGUGAGGUAUACUCUACUUAAUCAGCACUUCAAGUCUUUUGUCCAAUUGGAAUAACUCGUCAACAGCAAAAGAUUUUCACUUGCUUGGCGGCAUCGUGCAUGUUCUCGGUAUAUAAAAUGCUAGUCCUAACAAGAGAUGGUUAUCAUGGCAUCAAGCAAGUACUGGCAGCGAAAAUCAAUUAUGAGGCAUUCUGGAAGUUGUGAGCAAAGAAGGGUAGAUAGAAAAAUAAACAGACUGAAAGCAGAGAUGGCAGGGAUUAGGAAGCAGCAACAAUGCAUCAGACAAGGGCAAAGGGAAAUAAGAGAAAGAUUUGAAGAGAUAGAAUCAGAAUGUGAUGAGCUCAAAAAGGAGACUGAACUUGUAUCUCAGGCAAGCGACAACAUUCAACUUCGCCUUGAUAUCAUGCUCAAAAUCUUGAAAGCAAGACAAGAGAAUGACUUCGCUAAAGCUGCUGAUCUUACUUGCUCUCUCAGGAAAAGUCUGCUUCCUUGAGGAUGGUAACUAGAGAGACAAGCUGCUAUUGUGGUCUUCGAAGAUUGCCAUAUUAUACUUUCCGAAUAGAUGUUUGUUUUCGGAUAUGAAUUAUCCACCAUGUUUAUGGACAUAAGUUGCUUGUUCGAGCAAUAGUAUUUCUUAGAACCGUAUAGUAAUGUUAGCUGUGCGAGGACUUUGUCGUUUAUACAAUCAACUUAUGGUUCGAUUUAUUUAA